GGACUAAAAGAUAAAGACCUGCCAAUGGAAAUUCAAAUGAUUGGUCAGGGUGUCGAUCCUGACCAGAGCCAUCAUAAUAAAAAUGAAGAAAAUAUUAACGAACAACAAAAUCCCCGGGGGGGGGGGGCAGGCCGCCUCUCCCCCCGUAACAAAACGUUUCGAGGCCCUGGAGCAGCAGGUGUCUGCUAUGCACGAACUGCUCCAGGGUCUUGCUGCUGCAAAUCCUGCUGCAACACGAAAAAGAGGUGGCGGGAAAAGCAAAGAGCGAUGGUAUUCCCGCCACCGACAACAAAAACAGCAGCAGGUAGGAAAGGAGCAGCAGCAACAACAGCAACGACGAGGCCGUGGGAGAGGCGGUAGGCCCUCCCGAGGAAAAGUUUUAAGAUAAAUCUAUCUGUCCUCGAAAUUAUC
Messenger RNA from Cephus cinctus (wheat stem sawfly), 411 nucleotides. RefSeq lists its product as uncharacterized. The record is from RefSeq and is a predicted model, not a curated record. NCBI's taxonomy places the organism in Eukaryota, Metazoa, Arthropoda, Insecta, Hymenoptera, Cephidae. Bases 83 to 388 code for a protein of 101 amino acids. The transcript has 2 exons.